This is a messenger RNA of Mesorhabditis belari, 213 nucleotides long. The record is from the annotation of a GenBank genome assembly. Lineage: Eukaryota; Metazoa; Nematoda; Chromadorea; Rhabditida; Rhabditidae.
AUGAGAAUCACUCUACUCAUUCUCAUCAUUUUACUUUACAAUUCUGUUCAUGCAUUGCCAACAAGAGAUUUAAAUGAUCGUCGACCUUCGUACGCUAUGUUGAACAAUAUGCCAUUUGUACCGAGAUCGGAUUUAACACCAGAAAAAUACAUUCGCAAUCGUCGCUCUUACACCGUUCUUGUGCCCGAGUACUCGAUUUUGGAUGAUAUUUUC